AUGACUAGAGCCCCGAAAAUCCACAGAACACACGUCACAAUUUCACAAUCCCGAUGCAGGGGUGAUCGACAGGCCUGCACACGAGAAGACAUAGGUGACCUGAUCCCAGUAACCCCGACACAGAUACAAGACCACCUCAAGGCAACCAUCUACGCCACGCAGGACUGUACACCACACGAUAGACGAAACACGCAAAGCGAAGAGAAGACAGUACCCUCCACAACUAAGUUGACGCGGUCUCGACCCAACAACACUGACAAAUACACCAACACAGGAAGGACCAAGGUGCCCAUACCUUACUGUUCACAUCACUUUAACACCGGAAUACGACUGCAGACCCGAAUAGGGGAUCGCACAGCGGCUGCAAACAGACAGACCUGA
Molecule: messenger RNA, 381 nt
Organism: Pelobates cultripes (western spadefoot toad)
Lineage: Eukaryota; Metazoa; Chordata; Amphibia; Anura; Pelobatidae
Source: the annotation of a GenBank genome assembly